CGACGUUUGACCCUCGUAACGCUUCCGUCGGACAUGGGCGCGCGCGCUGGACGCCUGCUGAGGACUUUUAACUUAGAAAACCGUGUUGACCGUGAAAUAAGCAAAACUAAACCCAAACCAGCACCGCGACAUGUCACCACGGCUGAUUCUGCACCAGGUGCACAGUACAUCAGCGAAGUCAACAAGAAGAAUGAUGCACUGUUGGCCUGGCUGAAGCAGGUCUAUGUGAAGUCAAGAGACCCCAUAUCGCAGGUUACAGUGGCUGCAGAACUGAAGCAGGCAGAACAUGUUGGGCAUCGACCAUUGAAGUCCAGUUUACGAGGAGACCAUUUUUUAAUCAGUGACAUUACAGCUGUUCCACAAGGCAAGUUGUUGAUUGUUGAAGCCCUGACAGCGCUAAACAAUCACAAACUCUCACCUCAAACAUGGACAGCAGAGAAGAUCGCCAAGGAAUACACACUGGACUUGGCAGACGCCAAAGCACUCACAAAGUUCUUUAUUCCCUUUAAUGUGAAAAUUAUUCCACCCAAAUCAGAGGAGAGAAAACAGAUAAAGGACUCUUAGGACUAACAUGAACAAUGCUUUGAAUGAUUCACAUAAGCUUUGUUGUGAAUGUACAUGUAUUCUGAUAAUGGUUAUGCUGACUCCAUUACUUACUGCUUUACCACCAUAAAGCAUCUGAUAUGAUACUUUGCAAUCAGUAAACCCAUAAAGGCAUUGAUGUCUAUAUUUGCUCACCUUUUUCAGAAAGGAAAAUGAGUAGCAUAUGAGGCUCAGAGUAGUGAAGACUUCACUUGAAAUUUGGUGGGGGGUUACAUAUGUAUUGAAAUUGGAGAAUUGGUAAUGACGGGAGAAAUGCCGAGGUCAUUUGAUAAAUGGGUUGAGGGUAAUAGUCACAUGAAAAAUGGUGCCGAUGUGAUUAAAACUUACUUGCUUAUGA
This is a messenger RNA of Electrophorus electricus (electric eel), 940 nucleotides long. It is a transcript of the gene ndufaf4, whose product is annotated as NADH:ubiquinone oxidoreductase complex assembly factor 4. Gene Ontology annotation, cellular component: mitochondrion. NCBI's taxonomy places the organism in Eukaryota, Metazoa, Chordata, Actinopteri, Gymnotiformes, Gymnotidae. Gene Ontology annotation, biological process: mitochondrial respiratory chain complex I assembly. The record is from RefSeq and is a predicted model, not a curated record.